Heterocephalus glaber (naked mole-rat) is the source of this 5913-nucleotide messenger RNA. The record is from RefSeq and is a predicted model, not a curated record. NCBI's taxonomy places the organism in Eukaryota, Metazoa, Chordata, Mammalia, Rodentia, Bathyergidae.
CGGUUUGGGGGUGGGGAGUGCGCGCCCAAGGGGGAGGGUCCGUGGUAGCCGUGGGGCGGAGAGCCGCCUGCGCACACGGCCCGGGGGCCUGAGAGGGGCCGCAGAUUCCUGGCGACCCAGGGACGGCGUCCCGCAUGAUCCACGGGCGAGUCCGGGGAAGGGGCACCCCCUCUCCACGCAACCUCCCCUCUGACAUCGCCAGGCCAACGGGACUUAACAUCUUCCCUCCUGGGGAGCCGAGGGCGGCGUGAGCCCGACCGACGUGCACCGGAUUCUGUAGCCCUGACGGGCGGCCCGGGUGGCUUCUUGUGGCGGGACACGCCCAGCGGGAGAAGCCGGGCGGGGCGGAAGAAGCCCGUGCUCCCGAUCUCGAGGAUCCUAGUCGGAGAGUAGCUGUUCCUAGGGGAGGCAGAGGUGAAUCAACAUGGACCCCUUCGGCGGCGCAGCGUCUUAGCGCCAGCGUGUGACACCCGGCCUUGCAGAGCGUGUCGGGGCACCAGCUGGAUUGUGAAGUUCCGGGGUGGGCGGGGAGGCUACUGUCCGUGGUGCUGAGCCGGAUCCCAGCAGCGGGCUCCAGGGAGAGAGCGCGGAGCUGGGGAUCAGCUCCCUCGAAUUGGGGAGAUCUGCGUGGUAGCUUAGAGCUGAGAGACCCGCCCGGCUGAGAGCGCGCGCAGAGCUUCCCCAGGCAAGGCGAUUCGCCCUUCUUCCUGUCAGAAAGUCGCCCUUCGGGGCAGUUCGUCCCGAAGGGUUUCCUCGAAAGAAUCUGAGGGCACAGUCCUUGACUGAGGGAAUCUCUCUGUUUAGCCCCGGAAGCCACCUGCUGAGAAGGAUGCCGGCCUUCAACAGUUUGUUUCCCCUCUCUCUCGUGCUCAUCUACUGGGUCAGCGUCUGCUUCCCUGUGUGUGUGGAAGUGCCCUCGGAGACAGAGGCCGUCCAGGGCAACUCCAUGAAGCUGCGCUGCAUCUCCUGCAUGAAGAGGGAGGAGGUGGAAGCCACCACUGUGGUGGAAUGGUUCUACAGGCCCGAGGGCGGUAAAGACUUCCUUAUCUUCGAGUAUCGCAAUGGCCACCAGGAGGUAGAGAGCCCCUUCCAGGGACGCCUGCAGUGGAAUGGGAGCAAGGACCUGCAAGAUGUGUCCAUCACUGUGCUCAAUGUCACUCUGAAUGACUCUGGCCUCUACACCUGCAACGUGUCCCGGGAGUUUGAGUUUGAGGCGCAUCGACCCUUUGUGAAGACCACACGGCUGAUCCCUCUCCGAGUCACUGAAGAGGCUGGAGAAGACUUCACCUCUGUGGUCUCAGAAAUCAUGAUGUACAUCCUCCUAGUCUUCCUCACUUUGUGGCUGCUCAUUGAGAUGAUAUAUUGCUACAGAAAGGUCUCAAAGGCUGAAGAGGCAGCCCAAGAAAAUGCGUCUGACUACCUUGCCAUCCCAUCCGAGAACAAGGAGAACUCUGCAGUACCUGUGGAGGAAUGAAGCAGUGUGACUUGAGGUGGCCUGAACACUGAGAGACUGGCUAUCUCAGGUUCAGUGAUGCCGGCAGCAUCAGGAGGGUGCCCCAGCGGCCCCAUCACUUCCUUCCUGCAUCCAUCUUUCUACUCAUUCAUCAUUCAUCCACCCACCUCUGAGCUUUCCCUGCUGACUUCCUAACUCUGUCAGAACUCUACACACUAUCUUUGCCAGAACAAAGGAGCCAGCAUUUCUAUACAGAUUCAACCUCACCCUGGCCUGGCUUUCCGGCAAGCAGCUCCCACUCCUACUGGAUUUCUCCCCUGUGCUCCAAAUAACUUUGUACAAGUGCUGGAAGUAGCACCUCCCUCUGCCCCUAGCUGGCUGGAACUGGCUCAUUCUCCAUUGCUGCAAGAGACUGUCUUACUGGUAGGAACAAGCAAUUAGUUGGGUCAAAGCAAAAGCAUGUCAUGUAUUUACUCUUUGAAGUCAGUUUUUUCAAGUUCCUGGCCCACUUGGGUAGAACACCAGAGAGAAGCAUGCCUCUCUAGAUUUCUCCAGUAACAAAGAUCCUUAAGCAUGGACUAAAAUACUCUCUGGAGCUUAGUACUCAGAGCUAGAUUCCCGUAGGUCUCUGAGGCCUGUACUAAACACAGUACUAAGAAUCCAAGUGCAAGAAACUUGGGAAGGACCAAGGGCAAUUUAAAUGGCUCAAAAAAAGCCAUACAACAUAUUACUGAUCUUAUUGGGAUGAUGGAUGUGUGCCCUUCCUAGAGAGUAUAUCGCCUGUGGAUUGGGACUGGAAUUCCUAAAUUCUUCCUCUCAAAACAUCUGUGGAUCAGUAUUAUUCCUCAUUUUACAGGAGGCAACUGAGAUUCACUUGGAGCUCAACCGGAUAAGAAACUUAAGAGACAAAAGGGAGCAGUGAUAAGCUUUGGGUGCUGCCCAGUUUACUCCCUGGGAUAGACAGUUUUGCAUCUGAAAAGACUCUGACAUUGAGCUUGGCUGUAGCCACGCCUCUUGUAGUAGCACAAACUUGGGGUGGAUGAUCUACCUGGGGUUAGCUAUGAUAGAUCGCAGAAACUAGAAACCGGCCAAAAAAGCAGAGAUGAGGACAUGAGAUAGACUCGAAGAAUUUCCUACAAAAAUGUGUGAACCUGGGCUGGGUGAUUUAGCUCAGUGGCACCGUGCCUGCCUUGCAAGCGCAAGGUCCUGAGUUGGAUCCCCGAUAACAAACAAACAAACAAACAAACAAACAAACAAAAAACCCGCAAAAAUAUGUGAACCUGAAAUAUCUUUCAGAAUGAGAUCACAUCUGAGAAGGAUAUUCAAAUUAAGAGAAAUGCCUUUUAAAAUGGGCAUGUUGGCACAUGCUUACAAUCUGAGAGGCUGAAGCAGGAGGAUCAUGAGUUUGAGCCCAGCCUCGGCAAUUUAGCAACACAAAGAGACCCUUUAUGAAAAUUUAAAAAAAAAAAAUGGCUAGAGAUGUAGCUCAGUGUGAAGGACUCAGGUUCAAUCCCCAGUGGAAGAGACAAAGAAAAGGAAAGUAAGGUUUUUUAGUCUGAAAUAGGUGGUGAGCAGAGUGUUAGGGGAAAGAUAGUGGCUCCAAAUACCUCACCUAUGAAUCUGUAAUGUUCAGAGUGGUUUGUUUUAUUCCCCAAGUUUAAAGUGCGCAGAGAAACAAUGAAAAAAUCUUGGUCAACAUUUUAUUUUCAUUUUAAUUUGGUGACUGGCCCAGGUACAAUAUCCUUUAGCACCUAGUGAUAUGUGAAAGUAGUUAGGAAGAUAAAAAGUGACUAGGAUUCAAUAAAAGGAAUCCUCCUCAGAUCUGGGGAAAUGUAUAGGGAAGACCUCUGUUGGCUUUGGACUUCACCUGACAGGUUCAUUUUUCCUUGUCUCUUCCAUCUCUUGGGACAUAUUUAAAACAAGACCCUUAACACAUUUUAAAGAAUCCCAUUUUCUUGAAAAUAUUUGCAAUAAAUUCAAGGCUCUUAUUGGUAAUUUUCUGCACUGUCCUUUUGAAAUAGGGGAGAUGUGGGACAUUUUUCUGAGUUUAAUGAAAAUAGGCCUGAGUUAGUAGGAGGCUUACUCAGCCACAGGCAUGGCUGCCUUUUGCUCUUUUCUUUUUAAAUAACCUAACUCAGAUGUUUUCUGAGUUAUUUUUAAUGAAGUUGAAUGAUAUUGGUCAUUUAUCCUUUAUGAGUGUCUUCUCUGUUUUUCCUUUUUCUAACUUUUCAUCUCUUCUCGUCUUUAAUGUUUUCAUUAUAGCUAUGUGGCUUGCAAAGGAUUUUCAUUUCAAUUAUUUGAUUUCAUCUCAACUGCUCCAGUGAAGUGUUAUUAACACUCAAUGAAGAAACUUUUAAAGCUUUUAUCAAAUUACCAGGUCACUUACCUGAUCACUGGAGACGUGGAAUCUGGGUCUUCUGACUCCUAUUCCAGUUAUCUUCCCACAUAGACCAUAUCUGCUUCCUUUCUUGACUUCCAUCCAACUCUUUGCUUAUUUUGAUGUCCUGAUUUCACCAUCCUCUUUCAGCCGUGAUCCCACUCUCUUCCUUCUCUACCCUUUUGCUUCUUGGUGGAUGCUAGAAAUGUGUGUUGACUGCAUCCCAUUCUGGUUCUCUUUCUAGUCGGUUUGUCAUUAUUUCUCUGGAAAUGCAAUUAAACUCCUUGCUGGGAGGCUUGAUCAUGACUAUAAAUGUACAAGGUACUGUGAUCACCAGCUUACUUAAAAUCCCCACCCACCUUGUUUCUCCCCAUAUUCCUGUAUAAGACCCGGGCUAAAUAUGUGUAGCAUUGGAAGCUUUAUCUGGUGUGCUGUUGCUUAUUAAAGGGCUUAGAAGAGUUCUCAAGGGCUAUAAUCACUUUAGAAACCCCAUCUGUUAUCUUGGUGCUGCAUAUUUCCCAUGACUGAUCCGAUCCUCAGUAAUACAAUUUACUAUAGGCCAAGCUAUGCUGAGUCUGAUUUUCCCUAUCUUACUGCUUAACAGCCAUGAACUUGAUCACUCAACUCAAUUGGUCCUGAAAGCACCGUGCCCUUUUGACCUUUACUGUCAACUCAGUCUUGCAGCAAAACCCACACCUGUGUGGAAAUACUUGGAAAACCAGUGCCUGUUCUUAUCCAGCCUUCAUUUUCCAUGGUCUGUUGAACAGCAUUAUCCUUUGGUUUUUCCAUCCUCAAACAUCUGCACAUCCAGACCUUCUUCUGAGUCUCUGUUUGCUCCUUAGAUGUCAAACCAGAAAUAUUAGCAGGAAAGGAAUUUUCCAAAGCAGGAAUAUGCUGGGAAACGUGUAGUGAAUGGUUUUAAAGGAGACUGUAAUGCCCUCUUCUCCCUCCAAAACUACUACAUCAAAAAUCAAAAUACGAACUGGUCAUGAUGGCAUGUGCCUGUAGUCCCAGCUACUGAAACAGGUGGACCUCUUGAGCCCAUGAGUAUGAGACCAACCUGGAUAGUGAGGCUCCAUCACACACACACUAGACUUUUCUUAGAAUCUGUGGAUUCACUUAACAUAAACCAGAGGGGAAAGGCUGUGUGAUUGCAUCUUUGCAGGAAGAAAGAGAGAUAAGAGGUGUGCUGGGCAUGGUGGCGCAUACCUGUAAUCCCAGUACUCAGGAGGCUGAGGCAGAAGAUCUGCCAUGAGUUCAAGGCCAGCCUCAGCUACAUAGUGACUUCAAGGCCAGACUAAACUACAUAGUGAGACCCUGUCUCAAAAAGAAGACCAAAAAAACCCAAAACAAAAACAAAACUGAUAACACUUCAAAUAUAUCUUCUUUCCCUUUUCUCAAUUUCACAUGAAAAUGGAAAAACAGAUAAUGGGAGGAGGGGGGGAAGCCUUCCCCUCACCUUUUUGUAAAUGAGAAAGCCCUAACUCAGUGAAUUUACCCAGUCACAGCAAAUGUGUCUAUCUGAAUAGUACUUGAUGUGCUUGCUCAUCAAUCUGAUCAUUCACCCUGCAAACAUUUUUCAACACCCACCAGGUCAACCACUCACCGGGCCCCAUGGUCUUAAGUCUGAAAAACAGCUUCAUUCAAGCCUGAACUUCUAAAAGCUAAUGUGGUAGACACCUAUUGUUUAGAUCAGCCCACUUCCUCCUAUUUGAGUUUACUAUAGUUCAGAGUCCACCUCUUCGUAGGCCAGCUACACCUCAGCACCAGUACCGCUCUGUCCUUUCUCCCUGACACCAUGGGGCUGGAGCUGCAACACUUGGGCAGUAUGUAUAAAGGGAGGGAAAACUCUGAGAACUUGUGCUUAUAAGUUUGUGGAAUGAAAUUCCACCAAACUCAAUUAGCAAACGCUUAGACUUGUGACAGAUGGAACACUGUCACCGUCACAUUGCAUUUUCUUGAUUUUCCACAGUAAUAAUGUUGUUCCUGAUCAUCCAACACCUCACCACAUCAGCCUAAUGCCUGUAUGUAAUGUUUUUCAGUAAAUUCCCAGUUCAUGUCAAUAAAGUAUCUCUAAAAACCA